Molecule: messenger RNA, 1269 nt
Organism: Manihot esculenta (cassava)
Lineage: Eukaryota; Viridiplantae; Streptophyta; Magnoliopsida; Malpighiales; Euphorbiaceae
Product: sec-independent protein translocase protein TATB, chloroplastic
Exons: 6
Coding region: 200-934 (244 amino acids)
Biological process (GO): protein transport by the Tat complex
Cellular component (GO): membrane
Source: RefSeq, a predicted model, not a curated record
ACCCAAAAUCUGUAUAUCGCAGGAAGACAAAAAUGUUUUGCUCUGCAGAUAUGUUAAAACUUAAAAGCUGUGAACAUCUUCCACAUAUCUAUCUUUCCGUAGUUCCCAUUAAAGAUAAUCUUCGAACACAUGACUCAACUCUCCGUGCACUCAAAAAAUCCCGUACACAUCUCUUGAUAUAUGAUUCUAUAACCACACUAUGGUCAUGGCAGUGCUGGUUUCGACUCCCACAAGCACAAGAUCAGCUUUUUACGGACACUCUUCUUUGUUGAGUUCACACCACAAAACCCUCAAAUUUGGUAUCUCCUUGCGGAUUCUUCAGCUGGGUAUCAGUCCUUUCUCUCAAUGGAGUGGUCUAAAGCAUCUGGGUAUCUCAAUCACUCCAAAAUCUGUGAAUAAUGUGAGGAAGGGUAGGUGUAAAGGUAGAGCGAUUCAAGCAUCUUUGUUUGGGGUUGGAGCACCUGAGGCUCUGGUUAUUGGGGUGGUGGCUUUGCUGGUUUUUGGUCCAAAAGGUCUUGCUGAGGUUGCACGCAAUCUAGGGAAAACUCUGCGUGCAUUUCAACCAACCAUAAGAGAACUCCAGGAAGUGUCGAGGGAAUUCAAGAGCAGUCUUGAGCGAGAGAUUGGCCUUGAUGAAAUUUCAAGUCAAACACAAAACAAAUAUGGCUCCAACAUAACAAACACUGCCUCAACCACUUCACCAGUUACAAGCCCUGAAAAUUCUCCAACUGCAGCUGACCCUAAUGGUGCUCUAUCUCAAAACCGAGCAUAUACGAGUGAGGAGUACUUGAAAAUCACAGAGGAACAGCUAAAAGUAUCUGCUGCACAACAACUAGAGCAGACAUCCCCUCCAGGAGAAAGCCAGGUUGAAUCUCAAACUCAAGCUACUGCUGGUGCCAUGCCUUCGCCUCAAAAGCCAGAAAAUGAAGUAUGAGACCUCUCAAGAAAGGUAAUGGCACGAAAUGCAAUGGCCAUCAGAUUUUGCAAAGCCUGAAAUGAGUCUGCUGAGAUGUGGAGGCUUGUGAAGGGGGGAAGUGGAGCAUGAUUUUUUCUUGUUCUUUCUUCUUUUCUUUAUUGGAGAGCGGGGAGGUUUCUUUGUGGUAGAGUAUGAUUUUGUAUGGUUCCAAUGCUGGGAAAGAAUACUAAUAUUUUCAGGAAUGAAUUAGUUUCAUCCCAAACGGCUACACCCAAUUUGUUAGACGCUUAACGAUGUUAAUAUUUUUUAUGGGAUAUAAAUGGAAGAGAGAUCAAUCAAGCGGUGGCCGGAAA